AUGAUAUCAACAGACAUCAUUAACAGUAUCUUCCCUAGGGAUACGUUAAAUGAUAUUGAAACUGAUUUGGAGAAUGAUUUGGCAUUAUUCUUGGAAUGGAUAUCGUUUAAACCUCCGUUAAUGGAUCCAUCUCCACGUAUUAGAGUAGCUAUUAAGAAUGUAGUAAAUAUUAACAAUUUUAAUGGUUACUUACACAAUUCCAUUAAUAAUAACUUCCCUGAUAUCACCAUAACAACCAUAGAUGAAACCAUGAUGAAUAUUAAACAAGUAUAUCAAUUUUAUUCCGAUAUCGGUAAGUUUUUAGGGUUAGAUAUAUCACCUAUAAUCAAUUAUAAGUUCCAAAUAUUGCUUGAAAAACCUCAAUUCCAACAUCUUUUAAUUACUUACUUUGAUGAUAAUCUUCUUCAAUUUGAUGAUUGUUUACUGCCAGUAUCACCAAAAUUUAAUCCUCCUGCCGGCGAUAAGGGACUUAAGGGAGAUACCGGAGAUACGUUUUUUUAUCAAUAUUUACCUAUUUUUAAUCAAUUAAAUGUUGGUGAUAAUAUAAUGAAGAUAGUGGUAUCUGUUCUUAUUAAGAAAAUCAAAGAAUAUAUUCUAAAUAAUUGUGUCAACUAUGAAUUAUUCUUCAUUGAUAGUAUAAAUCAAUGGAUUAAAACGAUGAUUUAUCCCAAUUUCAAGAUUCUUUUAAGAUCCAUAGAUGCUAAUUUCAAUUACCUUUCAGAAAUAUUAACCAUAAGUCAUAAUGAAUUCAUAAGUUUAAGAAUAAAUCAAAUUUUCGAUAUGGUCAAAGCAUACCCUCAAUCUGAACCGGGAUUGAUCGAACUUAAUAAAUGUUUAAACUUUAAAAACGAAAGUCAUAACCAGAGAGAUCGCUUAGUAUCGAUAUUCUUAGACAAGAUCGAUAGUGAGCUCUUGAAUAGUGGGAUAAAUACCAUAAACUUAAUUAAGAUGUAUAUCAAGAUUAUCAAGUCUUUCUUGAUAAUUGAUGCCAAAGGAGUGUUGUUAGAUAAAGUUAUACGGCCAUUGAGGGCAUAUCUUAAACAUAGGGAUGAUAUAAUCCAGAAAUUGGUCAUUGGUCUUAUAGAUGAUUCUUCAUCCAAUGAAUUAAUAGCAUUAAAUAUCGAAUUAUCUAAGCUGGAGAAACGGAAAUUGAAAAUUGAUGAAUUUAGUGAUUUGAACUGGGUCCCUGAUCCUAUAGAUGCUUUGCCUGACUUCAAAAAUUUCAAAAUUAAAGAUAUAAUAGAAAGUUUGAUAUCAAUAUUCGAUUCUAAAGAGAUAUUCAUCAACGAAUUCACCAAGUUUUUCGGUAACAAGUUGAUCAAUAGAUCGGACAAUGAUAUCAGUAAGAUCUUGAAGUUGAUAAACUUACUUAAGUUGAGAUUCGGUAAGAAUGAGUUCUUCAAUUUGGAUAUAAUGAUCCAAGAUAUCCUCAAUUCUUCACCUCAAUUAACAGUGUUAUCGCAUUUAUAUUGGUCAGAUAUCAUUCCUGAAUCAACAGGUUCGGUUCAUGAAGAGUUGAACAAGGAGUUUGCUCAUUUCAAUAAGAAUUUCCAGAAAAAGAGUUUCAAUAGAUAUUUGAAGAUGAUCCCUGAACUUUCUAAAGUGACCUUGAAGGUUAAUGGGAAGAAUUAUCAGGUCGACAUGCACCAUGCUUCAGUAAUCAUGAUGUUCAAGGAUAAAGAAGAGGUGGGUUUAGAUGAAGUGGUGAGAGAAUUGAAUAUGAAUGAGUAUAAUGCUGGGAAUGUAUUGAAGUUUUGGGUCGAAGAGGGGGUUUUAUUGAAGUUAGGAGGUGUUUAUGUGACCAAUGAUUGA
This is a messenger RNA of Yamadazyma jaroonii, 1812 nucleotides long. The record is from the annotation of a GenBank genome assembly. Lineage: Eukaryota; Fungi; Ascomycota; Pichiomycetes; Serinales; Debaryomycetaceae.